GACCGCCUCAGUUCACUUUGCCCCUGCUUGGACCCAAGCGGUAAACACCGGUCACGUGAUGCGAGGCGCUGCUGCUGAAACCGAAUGGCUGCAGUUGCUCCGAAUGGUGGCGUAGGGAAACUGAAUUGUUCUGGGACAAUGUGAAACCAGGGCAACUUAAUGUGCGUACAAGUAGUUUGGUGACUUCGGCACGAGACGAGGAAGGAGAGUUGACGGAGAGGAGACGGAGUUCAUGGAUAAAGUCGACACCUUUAACCACUUAAUUCCCACUGACCAGUUGGACGAGGCCUUGUUGCCCAGGCAGGGUUUGGAGAGAGAAGCCAGUAAUGAGGCGGGGACAGGUCACGGCCACCUGGAAGACUCAUUAAGGAACAUGCUCAGUGACAAGGACCCCAUGUUUGGAUCCGCCAGUGCCCAGUAUCAUGACUUGGACAACGACAAUGCCAACUGCCAAGCUGCAGUCAUGAGGCGGGGCCAGGGCGGCCGGCUUCCUGUCGGUCGGAGAGGAAGAGGUGGGAGCAGGGGGCGUGGAACGGGCAGAGGGCAGGGAGUGGCCAGGGGAAGGGGAGGAGGAGGGCGAGGACGAGGACGAGGACGAGGACGGGGACGGGGAAGGGGAAGGGGAAGAGGAAGAGGAAGGGCCCGAAGUGCAUCUCCACUAACCGCGCGAGCGUGGGUAAAGGCCGCCCAUUCGAUGCCAGAAGUUGACAGAACCCCCGGCACCCGUGGCAACCGCGGUAGGCGAGGGGCAAACAGAGCGGUGCCAGGGAAACGAGCGAGGGGGGGGUGGAGGCAGGGGCUCUCUCUGGGGAGGGGAGCCUUCAGCGGCAAGAACCUGCCGUGGUACAUGAACCCCGUGGUGGUGCUGAGGCGGCUCACCGUCACCGUGGGGGGCUACAAGAUCGAGCUGCUCCCAGGACCUUCCCAGGCCACUGCAGAGGCUGAAGGGGACGCAGCGGAGCCCCCCUGUUUUCCGGAGAGCUCAGCCAGCACAGGGGAGGUGGAGUUCAGCAGCGAACCGGGUGUGACAUCUCAACCCCCGCGUGCGGCUGUCGGGGACUCUACCGAGCAGCUGGGACCGUUCGUCAACCCCAACGAGGUCCAACAAGGCAACGGGUCGCUGCCGGGCAACGAGGUGUCGACUGAGAAAAUCCCCACAGAAGCCAAAGCCAACGGGGAAAUGGGGGAUGUGAAAGUCCCCCCGGGUGGGGGUGGAGAGCCUGAUACCGGAGGGGACCGAGUUGGUGGCGGGGAAGUGGCCCCCAGUGUGGCUAAAGAGGAGCGAGGUCCUCGGGUGAAGCGGCGGCUCAAAUCGGGGCCCGCAGGCUUCCCUGGCGGGCGGAAGCGGAUGGUGCCAGCCGGGGCGGAGUGGCCCAGACAUCCCCGGCCCGGGAAGACCGGGAGAGACGAUGCUGUCCGAAACCUGCCGGCCCCUGACGGGAAGCGAGCCCUGAAGAGGCGAGGAGAGCGCCUGCAGACCCACCCGCCUGCUAAAACACACAAGCCCCCUGAGAGGACACUCGGAGGUGCAGGGGCCACGCCCAGCAGGACUACCAAACUGCCGGCACCCAAGGAAAGGGACGCAGUUGCCAAAAGGCCCCUGCCACCCAUCACCUCUGGUCUCGGCGAGCCCCGUGGGCCACCACCAGCUGCCCCCAAACCCUCCCCCGGGCCCUGUGCGCCCCACCCCACCGUCCAGGCCCUGAAGCCAGGGCCCCAUCAGAAGGAGGCCUCUGAGGACUCGGAGCAGGAGAAGCACCGGGCGGAGAAGGCGGGACACAGGAAGGGUGACAAGGGAGCCCAGAAGAACCGGAGCAGGAGCUCCCGCAGCCUCUCCCUGGACGAGCCGGAGCUCUUCAUCCCCGACAACGCUCCUCCUCCCCCAGCCAAGGAGGCGGCGCCGGAGGAGGAGGUGCCCGAGAGCGAGGCGUCCUGGGACCCCAGCAAGCACUGCGGCUUCUGCAAGAAACCCCACACCAACAGGUUGAUGGUGGGCUGUGGCCGCUGUGAUGACUGGUUUCACGGGGACUGUGUGGGGCUGGACCUGGCCAAGGCCCAGCAGAUGGAGCAGGAGGACCAGGAGUACGUGUGUCUGAAGUGCUGCGCCGAGGAGGACCGCAAGGGCGCGGCCCCCGUCGAGGGCCCCCCCAGGACCGAGGGCGCGCCCCCCAGGCCGGGACACGCCGCCAUCUGCAAGCCGGUCGGAAACGACCGAAAGGAGCCUUCGACCCCGGCGACGGCGGGAGUGCGGCUCAUCAAAAAGGACUCUGUGGAGAGAAAACCAUCGGCUGAAGUUCGUGACAUGGAGGGCAAGAUGGCGUUGGUUUCGGACCAGAAGGGCGGCCAGGCAGCAAAGGUCUCGCAGGCACCUGGGGACUCGGCACCGAAAACUGGAGCACAUGAGAAGCAGGAGGUGAAGAAGAUCAAGUCCUCGCCCACUGUCUCCAAGAAGCCUUCUGUGGAGCAAAUCCGGAGGAAUGUGCGCGACACUCUGAAGGAUAUCCUUGUGAAACGACUGAAGGAGUCCGAUUUGAAAGUGUCGUCUGAGAGAGCGAUGAGCGUGGCGUCGAAAACGGAGAAGGAGCUGUUUGCAUUCUUCCGGGACACUGACAGCAAAUACAAGAGUAAAUAUCGAAGCCUGAUCUUCAACCUCAACGAUGCCAAAAACAACGUGCUGUUUAAGCGUGUUCUAAAAGGGGAGAUUUCUCCACACCAUCUGAUCCGGAUGAGUCCAGAGGAGUUAGCUUCAAAAGAGCUGGCAGCCUGGAGGCAGAGGGAGAAUCGACAUACAAUUGAGAUGAUUGAGAAGGAGCAGAGGGAGGUGGAGAGGCGCCCCAUCACCAAAAUCACCCACAAAGGAGAAAUCGAGAUCGAGAGCCAGGAGCCCGUCAAACAGUCGGAAACCACUGUGGUGACGGAAGCUGUUCCCAGAUCAGUGGAAGAGCCCAAGGCCAAGGAAGUCCCUGAGGAGGCUGAGUCGGAGGGCAUCAAGGACACGACUGGCCAGCACAAAACACACCUGUUUGACCUCAACUGCAAGAUCUGCACAGGCCGGAUGGCUCCGCCUGCGGAGGAUGCCAGCACUAAGGUGGUCAAAGUGGCCACCACCGUGGUGCGCAGGCAGUCGGGCAUCGAUGCCGAGCUCCGCCCCGAAGUCCCCCCCACCCAGCUGGAAGAGCUGUCACUCACCACCCUUGAGGCGUGUCUGUCCAACCCCAGCGUCCUGUCCUUGUUAGAUGGAUCGUCCAACAGUCCCAAGGGCAGGCAGGACGAGGCUGCGUUCCUGGCCCGUUUGGACUCUCUGUGGAAAGGCUUCGUCAACAUGCCGUCCGUGGCCAAGUUCGUCACAGCUGUGUAUCCGGUUUCAGGUGUCCUGGACAACCUCACUGAGGAUCUGCCUGACAGCAUCCAAGUCGGGGGGAGGAUCUCUCCGCAGACGGUCUGGGAUUAUGUGGAGAAGAUCCGUGCCUCAGGAACCAAGGAGGUGUGUUUGAUUCGGUUUUCCCCCGCGACGGAGGAGGAUGAGAUUGCAUACACCCUGCUGUAUGCCUAUUUCAGCAGCCGCAGGCGAUACGGUGUCGUGGCGAACAACACCAAGCAGGUGAAGGACACCUAUCUCGUUCCUUUGGGCGCUGCCGAAAAGAUCCCUCAUCAGCUGGUUCCCUUUGACGGCCCAGGAUUAGAGGCCAACCGUUCCAACCUGCUUUUGGGGUUGAUCAUUCGGCAGAGGGUCAGAAGGGACUACAGCUGCAUUCUGCCCAUGGACGUUCCAGAAACUUCUGUUCCAAAGCUAGUUCCGGAGAACAAGGUCAAGGGGGAUACCACUUCUGCAAUUGUUGAGGACAGGGAGGGUGACAGGUUAGACUCUCGGAGUGAGGAGCGUCCGGGGGAAACUGCCGUGCCACAGUCUGCUCAGGAGGAGGCCGGAAAAGGGGCCAUUGAAGAGGAGUCCUCCUUGACCACAGAGGGUAGCCUGCAGGAGCCGAUAAAGCCGCUGCGUUUUCUUCCCGGGGUGCUGGUUGGGGGAGAGGGCCAAUCGGCACCCUCUCAGGAUGCGGCGGACAAGCCUCCGUCAGCGGCGAACGAGGUUCCGCCAAGUGACGCGGAGAAGGAUGCACACAAGCGGGUGACUGCUGCUGCUUCCGACGGCACAGGCCAUGAACCCGUUCCUAACAAGAGCCCCGCCCCCAACGGGCCCAGGCUCGACCGCUUCGUCAUAAAGAAGAAGGAGCCGAAAUCGCCAAAAUCCGAGCAGCAGCCAUCCGGCUCAGACGAGAAGCAGACCUCCAGCGUAUCCCCGGGGAAGGAGGGCACAACCUCUGGGCGUGUUCCGAACCCAAUGGUCUCGCUGACGUUUAAGCCCCCAGGCGUGCAGCCGUUCAGCACAAACGAAAAGCAGAACACCGGCGUAUCCCCACGGAAGGAGGCCGGGACUGUCCCUACCCCAACGGUCACUCUAAAAGACAGGCCAACGGACGUGCUGUCGUCCUGCACAGACGAGAAGCAGACCUCCAGCGUAUCUUCUGGGAACGAGGGCACAACCUUCGGGAGUGUCCCUACCCCAAAGGUCUCUCUGCAAGUCAAGCCACCAGACGAGCAGACAUCCAGCACAAAUGAAAAGUGGAAUACCAGCAUAUCCCCACGGAAGGAGACCGGCACUGUCCCUACCACAACGGUAUCUCUGAAAGUCAAACCACUGGAUGUGGAAACGUCCAGUACAGAAAAGAAGCCGACUUCCACUGUAUCCCCAGGGAAGGAGGUCCCUACCCCAGCGGUCUCUCUGAAAGACAAGCCAUCGGACGUUUCCACAGAGGCCUUCCUGGCCAACCUUCCCCAACCCCCGGCCGCUAAAGACCCAGCAGAUGCCCCCACCCUCUUGCUGGGGUCAGCGUGCGAAAAAGCCAAAUGGCGCCCAGUGGCACCCGUCCACACAACUACAGUGGUAACGCCCACCACCCCGCCUAAAGACAGCCACCCAGGCCCUGUCAGCAUCCCCAGUCCCACUAAGGACCUUAGACAACCGGAAGGGGGAAUGCUGAAAAACAGCUCCCCGUUAGACAAACAGGAAAAACAGGGUGGUCCUGCAGAUAGCGGUUCUGUUGAUAACAGUCAGGGGCAGGACGAAGAGAAGGUGCCGGAGAAGGUGCUUUUAGGUGUACAGGAGCGCUCGCAGGCCUUUAGCUGCCCUGAGCCUAAUGAGGAGAAGCCAUGCGUUCCCCAGCCGGCGCCCACCAUGCCCAAGCAGGAGUACCGGCCCAUAGAAGACAUCCAGAGCAUUAGCACAGUGUCGUCAUUCAGCAACACCGAACGCUGUGGAUUGGUGCGCUCAAGCGCACCGCUCUUCCCAACCCCGCCUGCCGUGGUCCCUCAGGGGGGUCUCAGACCGCUGGUGCCUGGCUUCCCCCCUCCCCGCACGGGGUCACCCCCGUUUAUCUACCACGCACCACCCUCGCCCCGGUUCCCAGUGCAGACCGCGGCUAUACCCCCUUUCAAGCCCCUGCGGCAGCCUGUGCCACCCAGCCUGGGCUACCCUGGCAGCCCCCCUCUCGUAUUCCCCCAAGCGGAGCCCCAUGUUCAGAAUCACACCAUGACGUGGUCUCGCCCCGUCCCACCGCUAGCGAGCUUCCCCUCCCCACAGCCAUCCCCCCUCACCCCUCCAUCAACGGUGCCGUUCGAGGCCCCCUGCUUCCUCAAGUCAUCCAAACCGCCGACCCUGGCUGCCAAGGAGGAGAGUGCACCGGACCGGCGGUACAGCGACCCCUGGGAGAGGCAGCCUCGCCAUUCCGAGGAUGACCACAAGAGGGAGGGCAGCAGUGACCGCCACAGACAGAGACGCCACAGCGAGUCGCACCGGGAGAGGAAAAGCCGGCACCGUGAAAAGGACCGAGACCACGACCGAAACCGCAGGAAGCACCACCGCCGGAGCCGCAGUCGAACUCGAACUCGAACUCGAACCCGGAGCAGGAGCAGGAGCAGGAGCAGGAGUAGGAGUCGGAGCAGGAGCAGGAGUCGAGGCAGGAGCAGAAGCAGGAGUCACAGUCGGAGUCGGAGCCGGGAAAGGAGUCGAGGGAAGAGCAGUCGCCGGCGCAGCCACGACAGCCGGAGCCACGACAGCCGGAGCCACGACAGCCGGAGCCGUCACCACAGCGAACACCACUCCCGGAAAGAUAGUCGCCAUAGCGACGAGCACAGCAGCCGCCACCGGGAUAGACACAGACACAGGAGAGACUCGGAUUACGACAGGGGGAGGAACCGUUCCAAAGAAAGGUCAAAAGACAGACGUUCCUAAUCCUUGCCACCUCCAGCCGACCCCAUCUGGUGCCAGUUUCCUUUCUUCCAUCAUUAAGUACACAAGAGUAGUCGAAUGUUUUAGUAACAUUAACUUCUUCAACAAACAGCAAGCAGCCAUUUUAUUUCUUUUUUUCUUACUGUAUAAAAACUGAAGUUUCCGUACUUUUUUGGCUGCACAUUUUAGUUUGUAUUUUAAUAUCUUCAUAUGUUGUUACUACUGCAUUUGAGGACCUGAAUUUGAGGCAUUUGUUCAGAAAUGCCACACCAAAAGGCAGUGAAGACAUUUCGUCGAGCAAUUUCAUUUUAAUAUAACAGAAAAAUUGAGGGGGGUAGUUCCCUCAUUAUAGCAGCUAUUUGUUGACUCUGGAUAUCCUUUUUAACUUCUUUUUAUGUUACCCAACUCAAAAAAAUUCUCUGUACAUUUUGGCCUGUCAUGUACAGUAGAGAGUGUGCCGUCUGCACAGUGUUUAUGUACAGUUCAUAAUAAAUCUAAUCUUUUUA
Conger conger (European conger) is the source of this 6792-nucleotide messenger RNA. RefSeq names its product PHD finger protein 3-like. NCBI's taxonomy places the organism in Eukaryota, Metazoa, Chordata, Actinopteri, Anguilliformes, Congridae. Gene Ontology annotation, cellular component: nucleus. Bases 233 to 6289 code for a protein of 2018 amino acids. Gene Ontology annotation, biological process: DNA-templated transcription. The transcript has 16 exons. The record is from RefSeq and is a predicted model, not a curated record.